Procambarus clarkii (red swamp crayfish) is the source of this 1704-nucleotide messenger RNA. Its product is annotated as UPF0184 protein AAEL002161. NCBI's taxonomy places the organism in Eukaryota, Metazoa, Arthropoda, Malacostraca, Decapoda, Cambaridae. The record is from RefSeq and is a predicted model, not a curated record.
GAGCGGCUGCUGUCAGGUGACCACAAUAACAAGUGUCAACUCCGAUAACAACAAUCGCCCAGCUACGGUACAUAGCAGCUACACGUAUCGUAAAGAAGAGCUAACUACGGUACAGAGAUCCCCCAUAGGAGCACUAAAAACGGUACAGAGCUACAGGGGCUCCUCGUAAGGUACGAGGUACAGGGAACAUAUCUUAGGAUACAUAGCCACUGGAGCACCAAAUACGGUGCAGAGCUGAAGGUACACCUCUACGGUACAGCGCUGCAGGUACACCUCUUAGGGUACGGAACCACAAAAAGCACCAUGAAGAAGGAUCGCACAGAAAUUAGUAAUGGGCCAGUUGAGAAGGAAGAGGGCGAGUCGGACACAUACGAUGAUGAAGAUGAGGAAUAUGACGAGGAAGAAUUCUUAAAACUGAAUGCUGAACUUGAUGCCCUGAACUCUGCUCUGGACACCAUUGAACAGAGGAACGAUGAGAUCAAUAAUCGUUUGAGGAAGAUUCUAGAAGAUAAUCGUGCAGUUGCUGAAGAAAUACUGCAACAAACACAAUCAACACAAUAAUAGUAUGAACUACAUUCAUGAAUGUAUUGUUAGAGAAGUGAUAGGAGACUAUUAGUAGAGUCCAAAUUUGAUGUAGACCUGUAAAUAGUAGAUAUUUGUAGGAAGAUGAUGCAUUACUUUAUUCAGCAAAAUUUGUUUAUGCAGUGUCAGGAUUUUUAUGUUUUGUACAAAUAUAGAUAAUUGGCACUUGAUGCAUAGUUUUGUAAAAUUAUUAGUGUAAUCAAAAUCUUUCCUCUUAUAUAAUCCAGUACUGCACUUGCAUUCUGUUGUGGAAGCUAUGACCUCGUAUUUAACUCUUCAGUGAUAUAUUAAGUAUUUUAUGAUUCUGAGUCAUGAGUUAUAAUCUGCUACAACAAUAAUUUAAUAUAUUUUUGUUCUGUUGAUAAACUCUGAAUUAUUGUAUCUAAAACAUUUUUUUCAUUGAUGAGAACCUUUAUGUUCCAGCGCUAUUCCUUGCGACCCAUAUUCUAUCAUGGUGAUAAUAUUAAUGAUAACUUUAUUCUUUAUUCAAAGUUCUUUAAUUACAGUAUUUAGCUCCCAAAAAUACAUUCUCCUUUAAAAGGCAUAAUAUCCAGACCAUUAUCAUCAUAUUGUUCAUUUAUAUCCUAUACAUUCCUGUCUGUACUGGUGUGUUUGUUAGCCAGGUAAAAAAAUUAUCACUCAUGUAUAUGCAAAAUGAAUUUGGUUUUACUGUUUUGAAUAUAGUAUGUACCAUGUGUUGUAAUCAAAAUUUUGUAUUCCGAGGUAUUGCAUAAUACAGUGUCAUAAUUGUAAUGUAAGGUACAGUAUUUUAUUUAGCAAUUUUAGUUGUUUAGGUUAAUGUACAGCACCAGGUAUGAAAUGCAUUUUAAAGUUUUCAUUAACAUAAAAGUAGUAUAUUUAAUGUAAUAAACAUUCCACAUACAAUGCAAUGCCAUACUUAAAUGUAAUAGGAAUGUUGGCCAUUGUGUACUGUAUAUUUCUGAUUGUAUGAAAUACAGUGAUGCAGAAUUCAUUAUUGUUUAAAUUAAAUCAUUUAAUGAAGUAAUACUUUGAUCAUUCCUUCUACAUGUUUCAAUUACACUUGACUAUUUAGACUGGAUGUUCUUAUACUGUAUAUUACAAGAUCCACUUUUAAAUUCUAUUAAAAUGCAUAGUGAAGAA